AUGGCGGCACCAAAGAUGACCAAGAACCAGAUGCGCCGCGCCAAGAAGAAGGAGCAGAAGAAGGCACAGGCAGAGGUGAGUGCGCCGCUGCGGCCCCAACCCCAUACUCUGAGCUCGAAGCUGACGGCGCCUGUUUCCCCCCCUUACCUACAGACCACCACCACCACCACAACAACGACACCCGCCGACUCGGCCGACGAGAAGCCGCAGGAGGCCCCCGCAGCAGAGACCUCGGCUGCCGACCUCGCCGUGAAAGAUGGCCCCGGCGUGAGCGACACAGACGGACCCGACGGCUUCGAUGUUGAUGUCGAGACGAGUGAUCCCGCCUUUGCGGAAUUUGAAGACAUCAUGAAGCGGUUUGGCCGCGUCGCAGAGGACGAAGAGGCGCCAAAAGAGGAGGCCGUCUUUUUCGACCAGGACGACGACAUCCCCAGCGAGGACGAGGAGACGGGCCAGCCGAAGCUGUCCAAGAAGAAGCGCAAGCAGCUCAACAAGCUGUCCGUGGCCGAGCUCAAGGCGCUCGUCAAGAUUCCCGAAAUCGUCGAGUGGCAGGACGUCUCGUCGUCCGACCCGCGUCUGCUCGUCCAGAUCAAGGCCCAGCGCAACGUCGUGCCCGUGCCGCCGCACUGGUCCCUCAAGCGCGAGUACCUGUCGUCGAAGCGCGGCAUCGAAAAGGCCCCCUUCCGCCUGCCCAAGUUCAUCGCCGAGACGGGCAUCACCGAGAUGCGCGACGCCGUGCUGGAGAAGCAGGAGCAGCAGAGCCUCAAGCAGAAGCAGCGCGAGCGCGUCGCCCCCAAGAUGGGCAAGCUCGACAUUGACUACCAGCGCCUCUACGACGCCUUUUUCCGCUUCCAGACCAAGCCCGAGCUCACGCGCUUCGGCGAGGUCUACUACGAGGGCAAGGAGAGCGAGGUCGACUUUCAACACUUCCGCCCCGGCGACCUGAGUGACGCCUCCAAAGACGCCCUCGGCAUCCCGCCCGGCGCGCCCCCGCCCUGGCUCAUCAACCAGCAGCGCUUCGGGCCCCCGCCCUCCUAUCCCACCCUCAAGAUCCCCGGCCUCAACGCCCCGCCCCCGCCCGGCGGCUCCUGGGGCUUCCACCCCGGCGGCUGGGGCAAGCCACCCGUCGACGAGUUCAACCGGCCCCUGCAAAAGGUCGACGAGAAGCGCACCGACAAGAAGAAGGAGAGCAAGUACAGGUUCUAA
This is a messenger RNA of Verticillium alfalfae VaMs.102, 1206 nucleotides long. Its product is annotated as splicing factor 3B subunit 2. The transcript has 2 exons. The record is from RefSeq and is a predicted model, not a curated record. The coding region runs from base 1 to 1206 and encodes 401 amino acids. NCBI's taxonomy places the organism in Eukaryota, Fungi, Ascomycota, Sordariomycetes, Glomerellales, Plectosphaerellaceae. Gene Ontology annotation, cellular component: precatalytic spliceosome; U2-type spliceosomal complex; U2 snRNP. Gene Ontology annotation, biological process: mRNA splicing, via spliceosome.